Amphimedon queenslandica is the source of this 1441-nucleotide messenger RNA. RefSeq names its product leucine-rich repeat-containing protein 34-like. NCBI's taxonomy places the organism in Eukaryota, Metazoa, Porifera, Demospongiae, Haplosclerida, Niphatidae. Bases 189 to 1352 code for a protein of 387 amino acids. The transcript is spliced from 9 exons. The record is from RefSeq and is a predicted model, not a curated record. Gene Ontology annotation, molecular function: protein binding.
UGAGGAUUUGAAGCUAUCAAUUGCGAGAAACCUUUUCUCUCUCUCUCUUCUCUUCAUGUUGUGAUUUUAUGUAGCGCUUGGUUUCUGGAUCAUUAGUGAUUGCUAUCUCUUUAGUGCCAGCACUGCAGUUUCUAUGGUGACGUUGUAUACUGUUUCUGUUUGAUCAGAUCAGAUAUCACUCAGUCCUGAUGAGCCUUUUGAAAAGUUGGGAAGAAGCCGCUAGAAUAGAGUGUGGCUACUCUUCGUCUCCAAACUACGAAGCAAUACGGUCUAUAGUAGCAACUGAGAACCAGUCUGAGGCCAAUAGCUCUUUACAUCUCAAUGGAAAUCAAGCAUCACUGAGAGAGAAAAGGCUAAAUGAUCAAGACGUUGAAGUCCUCAGUCAUUGCCUCAUUGAUGGCAGUGUAAUACUCCUUAGUCUUGUUCUAAGUUAUAACAGGAUCACUGAUAAAGGAGUGGAGCACAUUGCCCAGUACAUUAAAGAAGUUAAAUGUCCAUUGCAGCAUCUUGACCUUUCAUACAAUGACAUUUCUGUUGAUGGUAUAGCUCUCAUUGCUGAUGCUUUGCAGUUCAAUACAUCGCUGCAACAUGUUUCGCUGGAUGGUAACCUCCUUGAGAAAAAGGGAGGCCUGGAUUUGGCUGCCAUGUUACAAGUCAAUACUACUCUCACUCACCUAACCCUCUCAAACACUCACCUACACACUGACUGUAUCAUUGCCAUGGCGACUGUCCUUCAUGGCAACCAAACCAUCCAAUGCCUUGAUCUUUCAAGGCCAUUGGUUCAUAGCUGCUUAGAAGAGUCAACAAUUCACAUAAGCAAAAUGUUAAAGAUUAGCUGUACUCUUAAAGAGAUUCAUCUUUCUAAGCAUGAUAUGACUGAUACUGGAGUUAAGUGGAUGGCAACGUGUCUAAUGGAGAAUCCAAACUCAUCACUAACACACUUAGACCUGAGCUGUAACAAGCUUUCCAGAGAUGGUGCUUCACAUAUUGCAGAAUUCCUCCUUACAAACCCACCACUUGAAGUCCUUAACCUAAGUUGUAAUAGGAUCGAGUCUGAGGGUCUCAUUUCGCUCAGUAAUGCACUCCAGUCUGGCAAUAACAGGCUGAAAAGUUUGUUAGUCAUUAGUAAUGAUAUUCAUGAUGCUGGCCUCCUGGCUGUUGCAAAUCUGAUGCAAGUAAACAGUGUCUUAUCCCAGCUCCAUAUAUGGGGUAAUAAGUGGACAACACCAACUUGUGAUGCUUUUAGGGAGCUACUUAAAACAGGACGGCUGCAACCAGGAGACAUUGAUGUCAAUUUCUAUGAAGUAGACGGAGUCACACUUUUAGCUAGAACUCUUCAGGAAGCUUUAUAAAUUAUAAUAAACAUUAAAUUAAUUAUCAACACAGAAAAUAAUGUGAAGCCUUUUAAUUUUAGUUUAGGCAUGGUUAUGGCUUCUCACUU